This is a messenger RNA of Thermothelomyces thermophilus ATCC 42464, 324 nucleotides long. RefSeq lists its product as uncharacterized. The record is from RefSeq and is a predicted model, not a curated record. The transcript has 2 exons. The coding region runs from base 1 to 324 and encodes 107 amino acids. Lineage: Eukaryota; Fungi; Ascomycota; Sordariomycetes; Sordariales; Chaetomiaceae.
AUGUCGAUAUAUUUCGCUCGUUCCCCCGAUACCCUAGAAUUCAAACAGCGUAGUAUCAAUGGUAGCGCGCGAUGGCAGCAGUCUGCCUCGACAACCAAGAUCUUUUACGAACCCCGUGUGGCGGCGGGCACCGAGGCUGCGAGCCAGAGUCUUCAAGUUCGGAAGAGUGACCCUUCUGCAGCCAUCUUUCGGGCUCCUUUACAUCCGCCGCCGCCGCCGCCGCCGCCGCAGCAGCAGCAGCAGCAGCAGCACGAUGCGCACGAUUCUCGACGCGGUAGUGUUGGGAGGUCACCGGAAAAGUGUGAUCCUGAUCCCGAACGAUAA